Messenger RNA from Prosopis cineraria, 729 nucleotides. Its product is annotated as putative disease resistance protein At4g11170. NCBI's taxonomy places the organism in Eukaryota, Viridiplantae, Streptophyta, Magnoliopsida, Fabales, Fabaceae. The coding region runs from base 1 to 729 and encodes 242 amino acids. The transcript has 2 exons. Gene Ontology annotation, biological process: signal transduction. The record is from RefSeq and is a predicted model, not a curated record.
AUGGCUCAAGGAUUAGAAUCCUCCUGUGUCACUUACAGAUGGACUUAUGACGUGUUUCUUAGCCUUCACAGUGAAGGUACUCACCUCACUUUUGUCAGCCAUGUUUACGAUUAUCUGUAUCAGAGGGGAAUUCAUGCCUUCAUUGAUGAUGAAUCCCUCCAUGCAAGUGAAGAAAUCCGACCAUCUCUGUUCAAAACCAUCAAAGGAUCGAGGAUUGAUAUCAUAGUUUUCUCCAAAAACUAUGCAUCCUCAACAUUCUGUCUAGAUGAACUUGAAGAGAUUGUUGAGUGCUUCAAAGAAGGUCAGUUGGUGUGUCCUGUGUUUUAUCACGUGGAACCAUCAGAGAUCGUGUUGCUUAGCUCUAAUCAUCUGCCAUUUCUAAGCUCUGAUUUUGGCAAGAUCAGCUGCGAAGGCCAUUACUGUAUCAUGGCACUAGUUCCAGGAUCCUCUUCUGUCACUUGUAAAUGGACUUAUGACGUAUUUCUUAGUUUUCGCGGUGAAGAUACUCGCCUCACUUUCGUUGGCCAUCUCUACGAUUCUCUGCGUCAGAGAGGAAUUCGCACCUUCUUUGAUGAUAAAGCCUUCCAUGCAGGCGAAGAAAUCCGAGAAUCUCUGUUCAAAGCCAUCAAAGAAUCAAGGAUCCAUCUGACGUGCGGCAUCAGAGAGGGAGUUAUGGAGAAGCUUUGGCUCAUCUGCAGAAAAGAUUUGAAGACGAUGAUGACAAGUUGA